This is a messenger RNA of Paramecium octaurelia, 765 nucleotides long. NCBI's taxonomy places the organism in Eukaryota, Ciliophora, Oligohymenophorea, Peniculida, Parameciidae. The record is from the annotation of a GenBank genome assembly.
AUGCUAAAUUUCAAUAAUGAAAAAAGUGAAGAAUCUGUUUAAUAAUUUUAGGAUGGAGUGGAUUAUGAGGAGGAUUGUUACCAUUUAGAAAACGAAUAAGAAUAUUAAUAAUAAUAUCACUUUCAUACUUAGAAUCCAAAAUUAAACACUUAAGUUUAAGUAGAAAGAUAUAAGACUUUGAUGAAUUAAGAGCCUAACACUAAGAACAUUCCAAAGACAUUUGGAAAUAACUUCAAAAAGUUUAUGGAAGAUUAAAAAAAAGAUAAUCAAGAGUAUUUUUCAAAGAAUCCUAUGCAGAAAGAAUUGAGCAAUUUUAUUAAUAAAAAGAAGACUGCCAAAUCAGCUGAUUACACUAUUCAAGAUUUUAGAGAUAUCUUUGAUUGUCAUCAAACAAAUUAAUGGUUUCAAUUUUAUGUUGAGAAUGUUUUACUAUUGGAUUUAAUUAAUUCUAAUAGGAUUGAAGAUCCAGAUAUAUACAUUAUAUUUAUAGAGCAUUAUUUAGCUGGAGCUCGGGACCCACUAAAUUUCAUUUCAAAUCGUCCAAUCAAGAGUAAAAAAUAAGACUUAAAGUUCAAAAAGCAAAAGGAGAAAUAAAAAGCAAUUUAAUAGAUUUAACUCUAAAAUUUACAAAAUGAUGAAUAAAAUUUAGGAAUUUAAAAUUAACAGUCCGAUUAAGAAAAUAAUUAAGAAAUUUUUAAUGAAUUCUCAAUUAUGAAUGGCUAGGAUUACCAUAUUGAUAAAGAAUUUAACGAUAAUUCUGAUUGA